This is a messenger RNA of Rotaria sp. Silwood1, 315 nucleotides long. The record is from the annotation of a GenBank genome assembly. NCBI's taxonomy places the organism in Eukaryota, Metazoa, Rotifera, Eurotatoria, Philodinida, Philodinidae.
AUGAAAUUUGAAAGACAAUUAAAAAGAAAACGACAAAUGGAACAACAUAAAGAAGAAGAACGAAGAAAAUUAUUUGAACAACGAAAAACAACAAGAAAAGAAAUGGAAAAUAAAAGGCGUCUUGAAUGGGAACAACAACAUAUGCAAGAAUUAACAACACAAAAAUCUCGUUUACUUGAACAAAUAAAUGAUUUAAAAUCUCGUGAAAAAGCUCUUGAGCUUGAAUUACAAAAUAUGGAUGAUACUAUUCAAAUAAAUAUAAAUAUUCAAAUAAUUGAUCAAACAAUAAUUGAUAUACAAAAACGUACAACUUAA